Messenger RNA from Ctenopharyngodon idella (grass carp), 4269 nucleotides. It is a transcript of the gene rbfox2, whose product is annotated as RNA binding fox-1 homolog 2. Bases 844 to 2112 code for a protein of 422 amino acids. Gene Ontology annotation, molecular function: mRNA binding. Gene Ontology annotation, biological process: regulation of alternative mRNA splicing, via spliceosome; nervous system development. The record is from RefSeq and is a predicted model, not a curated record. The transcript has 12 exons. Gene Ontology annotation, cellular component: cytoplasm; nucleus. Lineage: Eukaryota; Metazoa; Chordata; Actinopteri; Cypriniformes; Xenocyprididae.
CUUUCAGUUUCAGUCGCUCUGCUACUAAGUUGCGUCUGUAUUUCUCCAAACGUUUUUUCAUAAGGAACAUUCAUUAUUGGCUCGUCACAUGCUGACGUAUCCCGGUCGCAGCACUGCGGUUUUAUAUUUGAGAAUAAAACAACUGAUAUAAAACUGAUAUUUAGUUGGACGUAAUCUUACGUUCGGCUCCUGAGUUAAACACCAAAACAUCUUCGUGCUCAAACAGGGAAAACGGGAAACCGCAGCAAGAAUAAAGCAACGAGAGCGCGAGGAAACCGGAGAGGAGGGGCGCGCGCGUGCGUGCGUUUCCUCUCCGCAGCAAGAAUCCAUUGAGAGAGAGAGAGAAAGAGAGGGAGAAGAAAGGAAAAGCAGCAGCUCCACGCCACUCCUUUGUUUUAGGAAAUCGCUUGAAUCGCUCGAAGGACUGGAAUGAUGCAUCGCGUUUCUCUCGCGUUUUCCCGCGACGCCUGUUUUUAAAGGCGAACUUCAUGAUUUAGCGUUUGAUUUAGUGGCGUUUGAGAUCUGAAACCUUCAGACGCAUUAAGCGUUUCCUUCGCGUCGACCGUCCAUGUGUUUAGAUUUUGCGCUUUCUGUCUCACAUCAGAGGAUAUUCUGACGCGUUCUGACGCUCGGAGGUUUUUCUGCUCGUGGUUCGAGUCUGUUAUUCGCGUCCAGGCCCGAGAUAUUCGCUACUCUUCAAAGGCCUUUAAUGCGGCACACGCGCGUCACUCUGUAACGGGUUUCAACGCGUCAGAUGAGCGUCAGUUCUGAUCGCUGAUCCUCUGCCAGAACAUCUCGUCUUCGUUAUUCGCUCUUCAUACGCAACAUCUGCGGCCCACUUCAAUGUUAAUGUCGACCGACGUCGCAUCUGUAAUGCUGCCCGUGAGCCGCGGGAUCCUGGAGCGCGAGAGGGAUCUGGACUCGGGUUCGGCGGCGGUUCGGGGGAUGAAGCGCGGGGACCCGGAGCCGGAGGGCGCAGCAGCGGCGGGGGAUUCUGUCGGUGCUGAGUGCAAACGAGCGCGGAUGGACGGUACCGGAGAGAUCGGACAGGGUUCACAGGACACGAUGGGAGCUCAGGAGGGCGUCGUCACUCCGUUCUCCUCCUUCCCUCCCCCGCCGCCUCCUCCCCCUCAGAACGGCCUGGCGCUGGAGUUUGGGGGGGGCAGUAUUUACCCCGCAGGGGGGCAGACCGAGGCCCCGGCAGGAGUCAGCAACACCUCCUCCUCUAACCCCAGCACUCAACUGUCAGAUGGGUCUCCUCAGGCAGAAGGUCAGUGUGUUUCUGCCGGCGGUUCGGGCAGUGAAGAGUCCUCAGAGGCCAAAGGAACCCCGAAACGGCUCCAUGUUUCCAACAUCCCCUUCCGCUUCAGAGACCCAGACCUGCGGCAGAUGUUCGGGCAAUUUGGAAAGAUUCUUGAUGUGGAGAUAAUUUUCAAUGAGCGGGGCUCAAAGGGUUUUGGUUUUGUGACGUUUGAGACCAGUGCAGAUGCAGAGAAAGCGCGAGAACGUCUCCACGGGACCAUCGUGGAGGGACGAAAGAUCGAGGUCAAUAACGCUACAGCUCGAGUGAUGACCAAUAAGAAGUUGGUUAGCCCGUAUGCUAACGGAGAAGGUCUCAGCACGCUGCCCUACGCUGGGUGGAAAUUGAGUCCCAUGAUGGGCGCGAUGUACGGACCGGAGCUCUAUGCAGUUCCAGGGUUUCCGUAUCCUACUGCCGCCUCCGCAGCUGCCGCUUCUGCCGCAGCAACCUUCAGAGGAGCUCAUCAUCUGCGGGGUCGCGGCCGGCCGGUCUAUGGAGCCGUGCGCGCCGCUGUUCCUCAGCCCACCAUACAGGCCUAUCCCGGAAUAGUGUUUCAGGACACUCUGGUUAGUAGCAGAAUGCCUCAGAGCGGCUAUACUGCGUAUCGCUACACCCAGCCGGCGGCCGUAGCGAGUCCAACGGCAGCGGCGGCGGCAGCGGCGGCCGCCUACAGUGACAGCUACGGUCGCGUGUACGCGGCAGAUCCGUACGCGGCUGCAUUAGCGGCAGCUCCGGCGGCGGCAGCGGCGUAUGGAGUCGGAGCGAUGGCCACUCUCUACAGAGGAGGAUACAGCCGGUUUUCGCCAUAUUAACACCUUUAAUACACUUCCAGAUUUUCGGUCUCUCUGAUACUUCACCAACAGCUGCUGACCUUGGAGGGAAAAAUCAAAUCACACUUUUGGACAAAAAAAAAAAAAAAAAGCGAAACUUUCGCAUCUGUUACAAACUUUGAAUAAGGAAUGCAACUCUAAAUCAGUACAUCAAAGAAGGUGGAUUUUUUUUUUUUUUUAAGGAAACCUGACAACAUUGAACACUAAAUUGUAACAGAUCUCUGACUGAAACUGCUUUGACUGAGAAGCGCAAAUCAUUUCUUCCUUUGGCUCGUCUCUCUGCACAUAUGCAUGCAGUAACGGCUCUAGACUGCCUCUAGUGGCCAUUGAACUACAUGUGCACAGAGUGUCAGGACCGCAGUGAACAAGUUUAUGUCACCCUUCACUGUUUCACACUACAAUAAUGAUCAAUAUUCUUUAAGAAAUAUAGACAUUCAUCUGGACCGCUCUUGUCUCCGUUUUAAGGAUCAUCUUGAAAUACGUGGAUCCCAUCAGCUCUGUACGGGAGGACGAUGCUAUUAUCCCAAAUACAGCAACAUGAUGAGAGACUACCAUCAUGGUCUUCCUUUCUUUGGAAAGAUCAUGGAUGAAAGGCAACUCCAACAGCUGUUACAAAUCACUGAAGUGUGAUGCACACGAACGGGACGAUGUGUCAUAAUAAUCCGUCUUGCUGAAAGCUUUGUGUUCUUUAAACAGUACCUCCGUUCAGACCAUUUUCAAGAGGCGUACCUUUAAAAUUAAAUAGUCAUUAUAUGCAAGUAAACUAGAAUAGACACAAAAUUUUACCAAACAUUAUUAUUAUUAUUAUUAUUAUUAAUUAUUAUUAUUAUCGUCAUUAGUUUCUCAUGGUUGUGUGUGUGUUGGCUUUGAUGAAGGGCAGGACAUCAUCUGAAUCCACAUUAAUACACAAAAGGACGCCAAACACCGGCAUAAUGACUAUAGCAAGUAUUUAAAUUAUGCUAAGAAAAUAUUUACAACUUUUUUUUUUCCUUCAGAUUUUGGGAUUGAAAAGCCCUUCUUGUGGAAUAUCGACAAGCUCUUUUAUUAGCGUAGUUUUGUAAAAUAUGCAACUUUCAGCCCAACUUUCUGAGAAGCGGAUUAAAAAAUGUUUGUCGGUUUUUAAAGGAAAACUACAUAGUAUUUUUUUUUUUUUUUUUUUUUUUUUUUUUUUGUCUUGCAGAGUGUGUCCUCUUUCCCUUUAGUAUAUUGGUAUUUUGCUUUCUUGAAUUUUGGUUCCAAAGAAGAGUCAAGCACAUUUUUGAUUUGUGUGUAAACGUAUUUGUAAUUCUAUUGUUUGGUUUUUUUUUAUCAAUAGGUUUUUGAUAUCGUUUGAAGUGGCUCGUUAAUUAUUUCAAAAUGGCUGGAAAUGGAAUUGCAGCAUCCUCUUAUUGCAAUCUAAGACAGCAACGGUUUCUUUAUCUGUGAAAACAUGCAUUUCAUUUUAUUUUUUUUAUUUUUUAUUUUUUUGCAGGACACGCGUUUCAGUAGAUUCUAGGUGCAUGUAAUUGUAAUCUGGUCCAAGACUGAAAACUUUUUGCCAUUUUAAAGCUUCGGAAUUAAUUUCACUUCAGCGUUUUCGUGUGGAUGAGGGGUUGUGUUUCAUUGACACUAAGAGAACUGGCCUGAUGAAAAACUGACCACAGUCUGAACACUAAACCAGACAGCUUUUUUUUUUUUUUUUAUGUUUAAAUGGUACUUGCAGUCUAUGCAUACACUUUACACAGUAUUAUAAGAGAUUAAAAUAUCUCAGUACCUAAAUUCUGAUCUUCUGGCUUUUAAAGAUGCUAUUGGAAAAGAUCCGGCUUGUUUCUCUCUCUCUGUCCCUUGUACGUUUCUCUUGUAGCAGCGGCUCGGAGCUCUUUGAUAUGAGGAGACGGAAUUUUUGCAUGACGUUUGUCUUCUGAUGAUGGAGUGAGAAGUUUGAAAUCCCCUCCAUUCGUGCAGUAAAGGAUUAAAGAUGGCGUCUCUUUUAUUCUUCAUUCUCGCACCUUAUGAAUAUGAUACCUGUUCCGCAUACUCUCCUUUGGUUUACAGUGUAACCGUGUUUUUGAGUUGAACUAUUUCUCUCUACAUAUUCUGAUUCCAUUUGUGAUGUAAUUUGUAUCUGAAUGUCCAUAUAAACUGUUUUUUUAAACAUCA